Cladocopium goreaui is the source of this 6168-nucleotide messenger RNA. NCBI's taxonomy places the organism in Eukaryota, Dinophyceae, Suessiales, Symbiodiniaceae. The record is from the annotation of a GenBank genome assembly.
AUGUUCACUGGUCAGCCCGUGUACCCUGGACAACAGAUGUAUGCAGUUCCAGGUGCCGUGACUACGCUCCCAUCUCGUGUCUCUUACGUGACGAGUGGUGCUGAGAUCCCUGGCGGCAUGGCUGCCCCAGCUGUGGCUUAUCCACAGAUGGCACCACAGAUCUAUGCUCCGUCAGCAAUGGUCUCCCCUGGAAUGCAGACUCAGACAAGGGUUGUGACCCUGAGUGUAUCGGAGGCUGAGGUUCUUCUGGCACAAAAGGCUUGGUCAGAUGCAAUCAAACACAUUUCCAAGACCUAUCUUGAGGGAGGUGACUACGUUGCAGCUGCUGCCAAAGCAGCCGGUGAGCUCUAUGGCUAUGAUGGAAGCAAGACCAAAGUUGAGUACACUUUUGGCUACAAGAAGAAUGCGGACGGCAAGGUGCGCAUCUUCCUCCACCACUCCUCAGUGCCAUACAGCGUGCCUGCAGCCACUGCAUCUGGAGCGAUUACUGAAGAGGAAGUAAAGAGUGUGCAGGCAGCAUGGGCCAAUGCCAUCAGGAGUAUCUCCAAGACUUAUCUUGACGGAGGCGACUACGUUGCAGCUGCUGCCAAAGCAGCCGGUGAGCUCUAUGGCUAUGAUGGAAGCAAGACCAAAGUUGAGUACACUUUCGGCUACAAGAAGAAUGCGGAUGGCAAGGUGCGCAUCUUCCUCCACCACUCCUCAGUGCCAUACAGCGUGCCUGCAGCCACUGCAUCUGGAGCGAUUACUGAAGAGGAAGUAAAGAGUGUGCAGGCAGCAUGGGCCAAUGCCAUCAGGAGUAUCUCCAAGACUUAUCUUGACGGAGGCGACUACGUUGCAGCUGCUGCCAAAGCAGCCGGUGAGCUCUAUGGCUAUGAUGGAAGCAAGACCAAAGUUGAGUACACUUUCGGCUACAAGAAGAAUGCGGAUGGCAAGACCAAAGUUGAGUACACUUUCGGCUACAAGAAGAAUGCGGACGGCAAGGAUCUGGUGAUGGCCCUGUGCUUUCCAGUGGAUGGUGGACGGAUUGUGCGAAGGAGCUUUUCAAAGGCUUGGACGUGGGCAGGUGCCGUGACUACGUUCCCAUCUCGUGUCUCUUACGUGACGAGUGGUGCUGAGAUCCCUGGCGGCAUGGCUGCCCCAGCUGGUGUGGCUUAUCCACAGAUGGCACCACAGAUCUAUGCUCCGUCAGCAAUGGUCUCCCCUGGAAUGCAGACUCAGGCAAGGGUUGUGACCCUGAGUGUAUCGGAGGCUGAGGUUCUUCUGGCACAAAAGGCUUGGUCAGAUGCAAUCAAACACAUUUCCAAGACCUAUCUUGAGGGAGGCGACUACGUUGCAGCUGCUGCCAAAGCAGCCGGUGAGCUCUAUGGCUAUGGCCACUCUGAUGUGCUGUUCAAGCCAACCAAGGCAGCUGAGACCAAAGUUGAGUACACUUUUGGCUACAAGAAGAAUGCGGACGGCAAGGUGCGCAUCUUCCUCCACCACUCCUCAGUGCCAUACAGCGUGCCUGCAGCCACUGCAUCUGGAGCGAUUACUGAAGAGGAAGUAAAGAGUGUGCAGGCAGCAUGGGCCAAUGCCAUCAGGAGUAUCUCCAAGACUUAUCUUGACGGAGGCGACUACGUUGCAGCUGCUGCCAAAGCAGCCGGUGAGCUCUAUGGCUAUGGACACACAAAUGUGCUGUUCAAGCCAACCAAGACCAAAGUUGAGUACACUUUCGGCUACAAGAAGAAUGCGGACGGCAAGGUGCGCAUCUUCCUCCACCACUCCUCAGUGCCAUACAGCGUGCCUGCAGCCACUGCAUCUGGGAUUACUGAGGAGGAAGUAAAGAGUGUGCAGGCAGCAUGGGCCAAUGCCAUCAGGAGUAUCUCCAAGACUUAUCUUGACGGAGGCGACUACGUUGCAGCUGCUGCCAAAGCAGCCGGUGAGCUCUAUGGCUAUGGACACACAAAUGUGCUGUUCAAGCCAACCAAGACCAAAGUUGAGUACACUUUCGGCUACAAGAAGAAUGCGGACGGCAAGGUGCGCAUCUUCCUCCACCACUCCUCAGUGCCAUACAGCGUGCCUGCAGCCACUGCAUCUGGAGCGAUUACUGAAGAGGAAGUGAAGAGUGUGCAGGCAGCAUGGGCCAAUGCCAUCAAGAGUAUCUCCAAGACUUAUCUUGAGGGAGGCGACUAUGUUGCAGCUGCUGCCAAAGCAGCCAGUGAGCUCUAUGGCUAUGGACACACAAAUGUGCUGUUCAAGCCAACCAAGGCAGCUGAGGAUCUGGUGAAGGUCCUGUGCUUUCCAGUGGAUGGUGGACGGAUUGUGCGAAGGAGCUUUUCAAAGGUUUGGACGUGGGCAGGUGCCGUGACUACGCUCCCAUCUCGUGUCUCUUACGUGACGAGUGGUGCUGAGAUCCCUGGCGGCAUGGCUGCCCCAGCUGUGGCUUAUCCACAGAUGGCACCACAGAUCUAUGCUCUGUCAGCAAUGGUCUCCCCUGGAAUGCAGACUCAGACAAGGGUUGUGACCCUGAGUGUAUCGGAGGCUGAGGUUCUUCUGGCACAAAAGGCUUGGUCAGAUGCAAUCAAACACAUUUCCAAGACCUAUCUUGAGGGAGGCGACUACGUUGCAGCUGCUGCCAAAGCAGCCGGUGAGCUCUAUGGCUAUGAUGGAAGCAAGACCAAAGUUGAGUACACUUUCGGCUACAAGAAGAAUGCGGACGGCAAGGUGCGCAUCUUCCUCCACCACUCCUCAGUGCCAUACCGCGUGCCUGCAGCCACUGCAUCUGGAGCGAUUACUGAAGAGGAAGUAAAGAGUGUGCAGGCAGCAUGGGCCAAUGCCAUCAAGAGUAUCUCCAAGACUUGUCUUGAGGGAGGCGACUACGUUACAGCUGCUGCCAAAGCAGCCGGUGAGCUCUAUGGCUAUGAUGGAAGCAAGACCAAAGUUGAGUACACUUUCGGCUACAAGAAGAAUGCGGACGGCAAGGUGCGCAUCUUCCUCCACCACUCCUCAGUGCCAUACAGCGUGCCCGCAGCCACUCCAACUGCAGAGAUUACUGAAGAGGAAGUAAAGAGUGUGCAGGCAGCAUGGGCCAAUGCCAUCAAGAGUAUCUCCAAGACCUAUCUUGACGGAGGUGACUACAUUGCAGCUGCUGCCAAAGCAGCCGGUGAGCUCUAUGGCUAUGAUGGAAGCAAGACCAAAGUUGAGUACACUUUCGGCUACAAGAAGAAUGCGGACGGCAAGGUGCGCAUCUUCCUCCACCGCUCCUCAGUGCCAUACAGCGUGCCUGCAGCCACUGCAUCUGGAGCGAUUACUGAAGAGGAAGUAAAGAGUGUGCAAGCAGCAUGGGCCAAUGCCAUCAGGAGCAUCUCCAAGACUUAUCUUGACGGAGGCGACUGCGUUGCAGCUGCUGCCAAAGCAGCCGGUGAGCUCUAUGGCUAUGGACACACAAAUGUGCUGUUCAAGCCAACCAAGACGAAAGUUGAGUACACUUUCGGCUACAAGAAGAAUGCGGAUGGCAAGGAUCUGGUGAAGGUCCUGUGCUUUCCAGUGGAUGGUGGACGGAUUGUGCGAAGGAGCUUUUCAAAGGCUUGGACGUGGGCAGGUGCCGUGACUACGCUCCCAUCUCGUGUCUCUUACGUGACGAGUGGUGCUGAGAUCCCUGGCGGCAUGGCUGCCCCAGCUGUGGCUUAUCCACAGAUGGCACCACAGAUCUAUGCUCCGUCAGCAAUGGUCUCCCCUAGAAUGCAGACUCAGACAAGGGUUGUGACCCUGAGUGUAUCGGAGGCUGAGGUUCUUCUGGCACAAAAGGCUUGGUCAGAUGCAAUCAAACACAUUUCCAAGACCUAUCUUGAGGGAGGCGACUACGUUGCAGCUGCUGCCAAAGCAGCCGGUGAGCUCUAUGGCUAUGAUGGAAGCAAGACCAAAGUUGAGUACACUUUCGGCUACAAGAAGAAUGCGGACGGCAAGGUGCGCAUCUUCCUCCACCACUCCUCAGUGCCAUACAGCGUGCCUGCAGCCACUGCAUCUGGAGCGAUUACUGAAGAGGAAGUAAAGAGUGUGCAGGCAGCAUGGGCCAAUGCCAUCAGGAGUAUCUCCAAGACUUAUCUUGAGGGAGGCGACUACGUUGCAGCUGCUGCCAAAGCAGCCGGUGAGCUCUAUGGCUAUGAUGGAAGCAAGACCAAAGUUGAGUACACUUUCGGCUACAAGAAGAAUGCGGACGGCAAGGUGCGCAUCUUCCUCCACCACUCCUCAGUGCCAUACAGCGUGCCUGCAGCCACUGCAUCUGGAGCGAUUACUGAAGAGGAAGUAAAGAGUGUGCAGGCAGCAUGGGCCAAUGCCAUCAAGAGUAUCUCCAAGACUUAUCUUGAGGGAGGCGACUACGUUGCAGCUGCUGCCAAAGCAGCCGGUGAGCUCUAUGGCUAUGAUGGAAGCAAGACCAAAGUUGAGUACACUUUCGGCUACAAGAAGAAUGCGGACGGCAAGGUGCGCAUCUUCCUCCACCACUCCUCAGUGCCAUACAGCGUGCCUGCAGCCACUGCAUCUGGAGCGAUUACUGAAGAGGAAGUAAAGAGUGUGCAAGCAGCAUGGGCCAAUGCCAUCAAGAGUAUCUCCAAGACUUAUCUUGAGGGAGGCGACUACGUUGCAGCUGCUGCCAAAGCAGCCGGUGAGCUCUAUGGCUAUGAUGGAAGCAAGACCAAAGUUGAGUACACUUUCGGCUACAAGAAGAAUGCGGAUGGCAAGGAUCUGGUGAAGGUCCUGUGCUUUCCAGUGGAUGGUGGACGGAUUGUGCGAAGGAGCUUUUCAAAGGCUUGGACGUGGGCAGGUGCCGUGACUACGCUCCCAUCUCGUGUCUCUUACGUGACGAGUGGUGCUGAGAUCCCUGGCGGCAUGGCUGCCCCAGCUGUGGCUUAUCCACAGAUGGCACCACAGAUCUAUGCUCCGUCAGCAAUGGUCUCCCCUGGAAUGCAGACUCAGACAAGGGUUGUGACCCUGAGUGUAUCGGAGGCUGAGGUUCUUCUGGCACAAAAGGCUUGGUCAGAUGCAAUCAAACACAUUUCCAAGACCUAUCUUGAGGGAGGCGACUACGUUGCAGCUGCUGCCAAAGCAGCCGGUGAGCUCUAUGGCUAUGAUGGAAGCAAGACCAAAGUUGAGUACACUUUCGGCUACAAGAAGAAUGCGGACGGCAAGGUGCGCAUCUUCCUCCACCACUCCUCAGUGCCAUACAGCGUGCCUGCAGCCACUGCAUCUGGAGCGAUUACUGAAGAGGAAGUAAAGAGUGUGCAGGCAGCAUGGGCCAAUGCCAUCAAGAGUAUCUCCAAGACUUAUCUUGACGGAGGCGACUACGUUGCAGCUGCUGCCAAAGCAGCCGGUGAGCUCUAUGGCUAUGAUGGAAGCAAGACCAAAGUUGAGUACACUUUCGGCUACAAGAAGAAUGCCGACGGCAAGGUGCGCAUCUUCCUCCACCACUCCUCAGUGCCAUACAGCGUGCCCGCAGCCACUCCAACUGCAGAGAUUACUGAAGAGGAAGUAAAGAGUGUGCAGGCAGCAUGGGCCAAUGCCAUCAAGAGUAUCUCCAAGACCUAUCUUGACGGAGGCGACUACGUUGCAGCUGCUGGCAAAGCAGCUGGUGAGCUCUAUGGCUAUGAUGGAAGCAAGACCAAAGUUGAGUACACUUUCGGCUACAAGAAGAAUGCGGACGGCAAGGUGCGCAUCUUCCUCCACCAUUCGUCAGUGCCAUACAGCGUGCCUGCAGCCACUGCAUCUGGAGCGAUUACUGAAGAGGAAGUAAAGAGUGUGCAGGCAGCAUGGGCCAAUGCCAUCAGGAGUAUCUCCAAGACUUAUCUUGACGGAGGCGACUACGUUGCAGCUGCUGCCAAAGCAGCCGGUGAGCUCUAUGGCUAUGAUGGAAGCAAGACCAAAGUUGAGUACACUUUCGGCUACAAGAAGAAUGCGGAUGGCAAGGCCCGCGCUCUUCAGCCAAGCAGCCAGUACAUACCUGUGCUUUGCUUGGAGACCCUUGCAGCUUUUCGCAAUCGCCCGCCUCAAAAGUUGCAUUUGGAGUCCAAUUUGGAGUCUCUUUGUCUCUUCAGCGAAGCGCGAUCUGGUGAAGGUCCUGUGCUUUCCAGUGGAUGGUGGACGGAUUGUGCGAAGGAGCUUUUCAAAGGCUUGGACGUGGGCAGGAUGGGCUGA